AUGAGCCUGUUGAAAGUUGCAACAUGUAAUUUGAAUCCAUGGGGAGUGGAAUUUGAUAAUAAUCUAAAGAAUCAAUCAAAAAAAUCUAAAGAAGCUGGUGCAGCAAUUCGACUUGGUCCUGAACUUGAAAUCACUGCUUACGGAUGUGAAGAUGGCUUCCCAGAGCCUAAUACUGAUACUCAUUCAUGGGAAUGCUUAAAAGAAAUAUUACUUGGUGACUACACUGACGGAAUAUUAUGCAGCAUUGGAAUGCCAGUAAUGCGAAAAUCUCAGCGUUAUAAUUGUCAGGCUCUCUGUUACAAUCGGAAGAUUCUGAUGAUACGGCCAAAAAUCUGGCUUGCUAAUGAUGGGAACUAUAGAGAGUUAAGAUGGUUUACUGCAUGGAAACAAAGUGACGGGAUUGAGGAAUUUCUACUCCCACCAGAUGUUGCUGAUGCUUUAUCACAAAGAUCUGCGCCUUUCAGUUACGGGUACAUUCAGUUUGACGACGCUGCUGUUGCUGCUGAAAUCUGUGAAGAGCUAUUUACUCCGCAACCUCCACAUGGUGAGUUAGCACUUAAUGGUUUUGAAGUGUUUCUGAAUGCAAGUGGAAGUCACCAUCAGUUGAGAAAGCUUGAUAUUCGUCUCAAUGCUAUUAAAGGUGCUACUGUCCGUACUUCUGGAGGGGUUUAUAUGUACAGUAAUCAACAAGGAUGUGACGGCGGUCGUCUAUACUACGAUGGCUGUUGUUGCGUAGUUGUUGAUGGGGAGGUGGUUGCUCAAGGCUCUCAAUUUUCUUUACAGGAUGUUGAGGUUUUGGUUGCUCAAGUUGAUCUCGAUGCUGUUACUAGUAGUAGGGGAUCUAUAAGUAGUUUUCAACAACAAGCCAGUUGCGUGAAGAACGUUCCGUCUAUAACAGCACCUUACAAGCUCUGCCAAUCUUUUAAUCCCCGAAUUUUGCUUUCGAGUCCAUUGGAGGAGAUUAAGUAUCACUCUCCAGAGGAGGAGAUAGCCUUUGGUCCUGCUUGCUGGAUAUGGGAUUACUUGAGAAGAAGUGGAGCUUCUGGAUUUCUGCUUCCACUUUCUGGGGGAUCUGACAGCUCUUCUUGUUGCGUCUGUGCUUGUAUAAAAAAUGCAUCACCUGCUUAA
Molecule: messenger RNA, 1128 nt
Organism: Papaver somniferum (opium poppy)
Lineage: Eukaryota; Viridiplantae; Streptophyta; Magnoliopsida; Ranunculales; Papaveraceae
Product: glutamine-dependent NAD(+) synthetase-like
Exons: 3
Coding region: 1-1128 (375 amino acids)
Biological process (GO): NAD+ biosynthetic process
Cellular component (GO): cytoplasm
Molecular function (GO): glutaminase activity; NAD+ synthase (glutamine-hydrolyzing) activity; ATP binding
Source: RefSeq, a predicted model, not a curated record